CGGUUGCGAUACGAGGUCUCGCCCAAAAUGGCUGUGGAGAAACACUUGUGAAGAUGUGUCGAUGUACUCACCAAAUGUAUCUUUUGCAUGCUUCAGUAAAGCGAAGAGUCCUCUAACCAAGCUGGAGGACGGUUUCAGAAGAUGUGACACCAGCGCAUUUACAGCACGGAUGAACCAGGGGUUUUAUUCUGCCCAUGUUCAUUGUUUUAACUGUAAUGCACCACAACAGCCAAGUGACUUGCGUGAGCCACCUUAUUCCCCUGUGCUACCCACUUGAGGGGCGCAAUCCACAGUUUGAGAACCCAAACCUCUGACCUAAAGGUCCAUGCAUCGCACAUCAUGGCCACUCUGCAGAGGUGAGCGGAGGGCUGAGGAAGGAGAAGAGGAUUGUGGGCCAUCUUGGGAGAAGGACACUGAAGAUUCUUUGGGAUCUUCAGUGACAGUGUGGCAGACAUGAAAACCCAAGAACAUCGUUCCAGCCCUCUGAAAACACACAUGCAGAGUGACACACGGCCCCAGUCCCACGUGAAGGGUCUCCAGUUUCGCAGCAUCGCCCCCAAAGCCCCUGCAGUGGUUCCAUCAUCUGCAGUUCUGUCCUGCCAACCUCCCUCAGCCCUUCCAGAAGCAUCCAUGGCCGUCAGUCCCAAAUCCAUCCUGGUCCCUGCCCAGAACUAUGCCCUCAUGCAGGUGGCCGGACAAGAGGGGACCUUCUCAUUGGUGGCCUUACCUCAGACACAACAGCAACAGCCAAUCCAGAAGAACCUUAAACUGCCUAUCCCCAGAUACCAACCGGUGAGGAGCAAAAGCGCUUCAGAAAAAGCCAACAGCAAGAGUACAGCCAAGGUUUUGGCGGCCACACGGAUAGAGCAAAUUCCAGACCCACCAUCCGAGCAGCUUGUUUUGAUUGACGCAGCUACAUCAUCUGAAGUCUGCAUUGCACCCUUGAUUCCAAGUUCACAGACAGACCAACAAGUGGAACAAAAGAGUGAUGAGAGUACACUCAACAAUCUCUGCUACCCUUCCGGAGCCUCCAAAACCACUCUUGUUGCCCCUGUCAAUAAUUUAAAAACCCCAAUAGAGGGUCCGGUCUCAUCUGGCAGUGCCAUCACGGUGCUUUCUCCUACUAUCUUUAGCAAAGCUGUUCAGAUCAUUCCAUCUCCCCCCAAGGGCAAGCUGCCCAUUCUGCCCUAUGCCAAGGUGAAGAACUCCCUCCUGGCACCGACCAACCUCGCCAACACCCUAAUGUCAGAGCAGACUGUAAGUAGAGCCAAAAACAGACCGAAAAGCUAUGCCAAGACAACAGACUGCCAAGACUCCAACAACACCCAGUUGAAGAAGCCUCCAGGCAAGAAGCGAGGGAGAAAGAGGAAAACCAUAGAGGAUGUUCUAGCCUUCGAAGCCAGAAAGAGAAGGUCCUUGUCGUUUUUCCGAAGGAGGGCGCCUGAGAAACCUCUGGUUUGCAUUCAGAGUUCGGCCUCUCCGGAGACGUUGCUUGACAUAUCGAAAAAGUAUAGAAGCAUACGUCCCAAGCCAGUUCUGUUGAUGGAAACCACUCUCCCACAACUUGUACCACUUCCUUCCUUGUCAACAUCGGAGAAACCCGAUCAAGAGUUUGUGUUAGGACAGCAGAUAGCAGGAAAACCACUGGGUGCUCCUGUGCUAGAUGGCAAAAGUGGAGCAGCAGUUUACGUAGGAAGUCAUUCGCUUCAUCGCUGUCCUACCUGCAGCAGGUGUUUCCAAUUCAAGCAUCACUUGCAGAGCCACAUGAACAGUCACAGUAACCUCCGGCCUUACGUCUGCCCUGUAUGCAGGAAGGCUUACGCUCACUCGGGCAGCCUGAGCACGCAUAUGAAACUGCACCACGCGGAGAGUAGGCCUCGGAAGAGCCUUUGCUGUGAAUUCUGUGAGAAGUCAUUCGGCUACGUGGGGGUCUACUUCAGCCAUUUGAGAGAGGUGCACAGAGUCAUACUCACGGUAGAGCCGUCCAUCAGUCAACAUGAGGACAACAUGCCUUUGGAAGAAUCUUCAGAAGCCGACAAACAGGCCUUGGAACGUGUCGACCCAGUCGAGCUACAGAUCAAAUGUGGCCGCUGCCAGGCCAUUACACCUACCUUUGCCGACAUGAAGCUGCACUUGCUCUACGUGCACGGCGAGGAGGUGCGACGGAGGGACGGGUCUAUGACCGGGGGGCGCGAAGCAGAGGACGAGCUGGUCAAACAUGCAGCGCAUUACUGGAGGCAGCUUAAUGAGAAACGCAACCUGGUGCACUGUGGCACGUGCGAUGAGGAGUUUUUCUCAUUUUCCAAGUUCAAGCGCCAUCUCAACUCUCAUCAUGAAGGAGCUAAAGAGAGUCAAGAAGAGGUAGGGAAGGAGGAACACGCAUUACGAGGUUUGAGUAAAGGUGUAACUUUGAGGGUGGGGUCUCAGUUUAACUGCAUCCUUUGCAGUAAGGUGUUUAAUAAGAAACAAGAUGUUAUGGAGCAUUGGAGAGCACAACACAACUGUGAAAACCCUGAAAUUCUGUGGGAUGUACUGGACUGUAGUUGGGAGAACAUGUCUAUUGAUGGGCCAAAUUAUUAAAUGCAAAUGGAUAAUUUAUUUGCUCUGUAGCUGUGUGGUUCAUGCAAGAUGUAGUGACGUCAAUGCAAAAACAAUCCACGUAUAGAUUCGCUCAUUACGUUGGUUUCUUUUGCACUGCUUUUUUUAUAUGGUCACAGAUGUUUGUAAUGCUUGAAUUUUGUAAUGUUCGUUUUUUACGUCUCUGUUUUGAUGUGGUUUUUAAUGCAUAGCAACAGUAUACAAUACAUAAAAAUUCAUAUAUUGUAAUUGCCCAGGUGCAGAGGUAAUAUAAAUGCCAGCAAAUGGAGUACCCAUGGAUAAUAAUCAUAAUUUCUUGUAAGGUUUGGGAAGACACGCUGUGCGGGUAAAUGUUUCGGUUGAGUGAAUCAGACUAACAAAAGCAGGCUCUUUAAAAACACAUUUCCACUCAGACAAAUUCACAACUCGCAAAACAGAAAAUACAGAGCACGAUUAGCGUGUUUGAAAUAUAACAUGUCUUAGUAACUACAAAUUAUUAGUGACAUUUUAUGAACACACAUACAUAAUCGCACAAUUACAGUCGUGGAAUAAACACUUCUGGAAAAGUUUAAUUUUUCAGUCUUUGGCAGCUAAUCAAAAAUAUGAUUUAAAAAAUAUCCCAAAAAAUGUAACUCAGUUUGGCAAAAAUUUAUCUGUUAGGUUGUUAGGGUUUUUUGAAUGUGUGUAUGCAUUAUAAAUGUCUACUGUUGUAUUUUUAAAUGCAGAUUUUCUCUUUCUCUUAAAAUGUGUAAUGAUUUGAUUAUGGUUGUGUUUCCAUUCAUAAAAAAUACUAUGACGGUAAUAGAAUGUUUAAAGACCCUCCCAUUUGUUACAUAUGUAUACUUGUAUAGAUAGAUUAAAAGCUAUAUUAAAAAUAAAUAUAUGCAGCUGUAUAUGGAGAAUAUAUAUUUACACAGAAGUCAUCUUUCACUAAUUAUAGGACUGUUUUUUUAAUACGCUAAAUGUCUUAAACCUGCAGCUUCAACUACACCACUGAUCUAAAGUUUAAACACACUUCACUGAAUUUGAACUUGUCUUUCGAUAAAAUCUCAAAUAUUUUUCAAUUAAAGUCUUAUGAUUAAAUGCUUAAAUUGUUUUGUAAAUAUAUAAACUGUGCCUAUGUGUAGGUUUUUAAUUUAAUAUUUUUAUUAUUUAUAGAUUCUUUGAGAAAGCUAAAAUAUACAAUUGUUCCGAUUUAACAUUUAACAGUAAUCACAACAUAAAUUCCGUAUGUCGUAUUUGUGAUUUCUUAAUUAUAAAUUGUGGAAGAUAAUAAAGAAUAAGUAAGUGUGUCCAAACAUCUGAGUGGUAUUGUAUGUUCUAUAAACUUUCAUCUGCUUGAAAAGGUGCUUAUGAAUUCAUGAUUUGAGAAGUUUAAUGACAUUAACGUUCUUUAAAUGGCACAAAUGUUACAAUACAGAUUUUGCUUUUGGUGGAAUUUUAUGGAGCGAUUUUAGUCUCAUUAAUUAUUCACGCGUAAAACAAGAUACACACAUGCGUAAACAGUUUCACAUGAAUAAAACCUAAUUUACGUGCACAAAGUAUGAAUAUACAUUUACAAAAAGCAAUUCACGUGCAUAAAACAAAACUAUUUUCUCAUAAAGUACGUUUCUCAAACAUACGACUGUGCACAAAUAUUUCGAAUUUAAAAUGUACACGUUUAUCGUGUUAUGUGAAUGUGCAAAUCGUCACUCACGUGUGAAUCGCCUUGGAUGUGUGUGUGUUUUUUUUUAGACUCUCCUGGCAGCGCAACCCCUCCUACGUGGGUUGUCGUACUCUUUAGCCAAUCAGAUUCAACCUUACCAUUCAACCAAUCAUAAACGCGGAGAGCACAGGACUCAAGGAAAACGGCUCUGCGCACCUUUUGUGCAGUUUGACUUACUUUCUGUGUUGCCAAUUUAGUGAUUUUUCAGCCCCCUUAAGCGAGAUAUUUUCCAAAAGGCUGCUAGCUACAAAUCUAUGCGCCCAUACAAAUCAAUGUUCAUUUAAAACAUGCAUUGUAUGGACAUACAAACAUGAACACAUCUCAAACAGGCACAGUUUGUUACCCAGACGGAUUUUUAGCAGUUCAGUGGAGGUGACUGCUGGUUGUGUAGUUUUAAGUGGUCAUGUUCACUCACUAUUUCAUACUUUUUUUCUACAAAAUAAGUUAAUAAAAACAAAUUUAUUGCGUGGCUGUAUUAUGUUUUAAUACAGCAUCACAGCUCAGAGAGUAGAUUAGCGAAGCUGUACAAACGAGCCUUUAGUGCUAACACUAGUGCUCCUUGGUUGGUUGAAUGGUAAGGUUGAAUCUAAUUGGCUAAACAGGAUGACAACUCAAGUGGGAGGGACCGCGCUGCCAUGAGAGUCUCAAAAUACACACACACAAAUCCAGGGCGAUUCACACGCGAGUGACGAUUUGCACAUUCACAUUCAAUGAUAAACUUGUACAUUUUAAACGUUUGAAAUAUUUGUGCACAGUUGUACGUCUGUGAAUUGUAUUAAGCGUUUGUGAAACAUAUUUUAUGAGAAUAUAAUUUUAUUUUACGCACGUGAAUUAGGUUUUAUGCAUGUGAAACUGGCUACGCAAGUGUACAUCGGGUUUUAUGUGUGUAUAAUUAAUGAGACUAAAAUCGCUCCAUAGAAUUUCCCUUAAGUGAUUUCUCAUAAAAAUGAAGAAUUAAACAAAUUAAAUGUUUAUAAUGUGGUCUAAUAUAAAAGGGAUUAAAAGUUUUCAAUGGCCAAAACAUUUGAACCAAAUUCAGAUUUUAAGCUAUAGGCCUUAACACUCUUAUUUGUUCAGUUUGUUUAGCAUAAAAGAAAAUGUUUGCAUUUAAAGUGUCCGAAGAUAAUCUUUACCCUGCCACUGUGAUAUUUCAAUGUGUCUGUUAAGCCUCAGAUACUGUAGCAUCCCUACAUCAUUCAUUACUGGUGCCUAAAUAAAAGAAAGAUCUAAUGGAAA
This is a messenger RNA of Triplophysa rosa, 5518 nucleotides long. RefSeq names its product zinc finger protein 438 (gene znf438). The coding region runs from base 454 to 2580 and encodes 708 amino acids. The transcript has 6 exons. The record is from RefSeq and is a predicted model, not a curated record. Lineage: Eukaryota; Metazoa; Chordata; Actinopteri; Cypriniformes; Nemacheilidae. Gene Ontology annotation, biological process: regulation of gene expression. Gene Ontology annotation, cellular component: nucleus.